AUGGCGGCGCUGGCCGAGUUUGCCGCCGUCUCGGGGGCAACACCGACGCUGUUGCCUGUCGGGUCCUCGAGAACCCACACCUUCCUAGAGAUCCCAAUGGCGAUGACUGACGACCGCGGUGGUGAACAGAACUCCAACUCCAUCGACAACCGGAGGAGCAUGAGAGAGAGAGAGAGAGAGCCACCAACAUCGAACCACAUCCACAUAGCGUUAAUUUCUUUCACUGUUUAUGCAACAAAACGAGUUUGGCAUAAACUGGUACCCACCCCAAGCCACGUUUCAGGAAUAUCGGAUCAGACCCACUUUCCACGCUGUCAACGGAGCAUAUUCCUUGAGACCUCAUCGUCCAUAUCGCCUAUCGUUCUCUCUACCCUAACCCCCCGUUGCUACUCACUUCCCUCGUGGUCAACCCGAAGCAUAUCAUCGUGCAGCGCCAUCGUGAUUCGUCGUCCCUCCGCCCCCGCACGCCUCCAUAAUACCAUUAUCUCAACCCUAAUCGACGCCGCUACACACUCCCCUCGCGGUCAACCGGAGCAUUUGCCCGUGCAGCGCCGCUGCGAUUCGUUGUCGAGCCGCCCCCGCACGCCUCCAGAAUACCAGCACGUCGUCACAGCUGCUCCAUUUCCCCACCCGCGUCUGGGCUGCUUCCUGGUGCGUCAUACGACUUCAAGAAAUGAGGAAUUUGCUAUCGUUGAUGACAAGGAAAAGUCAGAUUGGUCCAUCGUCUUCUUCCUUGGAACGUACAGGGAAAGGGGAUCGGCCUUUCCUGGCCGGGGCUCGCCGGCGUCGGCCGAGCGCGGCGGGGCCAGCCGAGCCGUCCCUGGUGGAGCGCGCGCACAGCCAAGGAGUUGGCUGGGCCGGCGGCAGCUCCAGGUGGCCUGGCCACGCGAGCCCGCGGUGGCAGCCUGCUGCGGCGAUGGCGCGGGCAUCGCCGGUCAUGGCUGCGCUCAGGGAAGGGUUCGAACGGAUCGUUGUGGCGAGGGGGAGGUGAUGGCAAACUCAAUUUAAACAACCGGCUACUGAGGACAGGGAUUUGGAGGUAGCAGGGAGCUUCCGUCGUCCAUCCAUGGCGUUAGUGUGCUGCAAUAGAGGAAUGAGGGAGUCGAGGCGAGCAGAAUGCAGAGGCGAGGCUAGGGUAGCUCAGAGGGUGUGCGGCGUGCUUUUAAAGGCGAGGCACGAGCGGGCGUUGGCCGAGGAUUGGCUGUCCAUGGCGGUGGCCACUGCCACACGCCUGGCUGCUUGCUGCUCACGCUGUCUCCCUGCAGCAACUGUUGAACACGUAUUGGAUGGCUGUUUUUGGCGUUUUCUGUUUGGAUUCGGACCUGGAUCUCUGCAGAAGAUUUGUUCCUUGAUGUAUACUCUACAAAUCGUGUACAGGACUUGAGGUAAUUAGAGCACUGGUUAGAGAGUUAUAGAUCCACGAAAACUGGUUUGUCAGUGGGUUAGAAAUCAGUGGAAACUCGUGAAA
This is a messenger RNA of Zea mays, 1468 nucleotides long. RefSeq lists its product as uncharacterized. The transcript has 4 exons. The coding region runs from base 1 to 1008 and encodes 335 amino acids. The record is from RefSeq and is a predicted model, not a curated record. NCBI's taxonomy places the organism in Eukaryota, Viridiplantae, Streptophyta, Magnoliopsida, Poales, Poaceae.